ACAAUGACAAAGCUAUUCAUUGGACAGAUACCAAAGUCAUUCACCGAGGAUGACUUGAGAGAAAUGUUUAGUGAGUUUCAGGACAGCAUUCAAGAGAUCUCUGUCAUAAAGAAUAGACAGACUGGUGAGGCACAGGGUUGUGCAUUCAUCACACUGUCCAGUCAGGACGAUGCAGAGAGGGCAAUUGAAACAUUGCACAACAAUAAGAAGUUCCCAGGCGUAUCAAACAGUCUUCAAGUCAAGUAUGCUGAUAGUGAACAAGAGAAACAAUCGACAAAACUAUUCGUUGGUAUGCUACCUAGGUCAUACACUGAGGAGGAGACAAGAGCAUUGUUUGCAGAUUAUGGUGAUGUCGAUGAUAUAUGUCUGUUGAGAGCUCCAAACAAUGAGAGUAAAGGAUGUGGAUUCGUCAAGUUCAAGAAUAGGGAGAGUUGUUUGAAUGCCAUUGCUGGUCUACAUGGAAUCAGUAUACCUCCAAGCCCAAACAACCUUGUUGUAAAGUUUGCAGACACAGAGAAGGAUAAGAAGAAGAAACAAAAGAUUCAACAGUUCCAGAAUGUACGUGGUGGAAACUCUCCAGGGCAGAUGCAACAACAACAACAACAGCAACAGCAACCGCCACAACAGCAGCCUCCAAUGCCAAAGAUGACACCCCAACCCAACUACAUGGUCAAUCCCUACAACAUCAAUCCUACAAUGCCAAACCUUUCCAGUUACAUGCCAGGUAGGUUAAACAACUUGACACAAGUAGUUAUGGAGGCACCUACACCUUCAUUGCUAGGCACGCCUCCAAUCAUUGGCGAUGGUAUCUAUGACAUGUACCCUCAGACCUAUGACCCCAUGGCCGGUGGAAUGGGUAUGGGUAUGGGCAUGGGCAUGGGCAUGGGUAUGCCAAUGGGUAUGGGCAUGGGCAUGGGCAUGGGCGGCAUGGGCAUGGGAAUGAACGGCAUGGGCAUGGGUGGAAUGGGAGGCAUGGGCGGCAUGAUGAACUAUGGAGGCAACAUGAAGCAAGGUGUCGUCGGCAGUGCCAACAUGGGCAACAAUGGCAUGGGUGGCUACCAACCCUACAACGGUCGUCCCAACAACCAGAUGGGCAAUGGCAGCAACAACUAUGGAGGCAACAUGGGAGGAGGAAGCGACGGUGCAAUCAACAAUGGCGGUGGCGGUGGUGGUGGAGGUGGCUCUGGCAACCAACAGAGUGGUCCAGCCGGCUCCAACCUUUUUGUCUACAACAUUCCAAACUUCUACGGUGACUCUGACAUGUUCAGUCUCUUCCAACCAUUUGGACAGGUAGUAAGUGCCAAGGUCUUCAUUGACAAGAACACAGGUCUAAGCAAAGGAUUCGGAUUCGUAAGCUUUGAUAAUGCAGGAUCAGCACAAGCAGCAAUCUCCAACCUCAAUGGAUCGAUGAUCAAUGGAAAGCAGUUGAAGGUUUCGCUCAAGAACAACACCCAUGGAUCGAACCCAUACUGA
Acytostelium subglobosum LB1 is the source of this 1473-nucleotide messenger RNA. RefSeq lists its product as hypothetical. Gene Ontology annotation, molecular function: poly(U) RNA binding; poly(A) binding; mRNA 3'-UTR binding. The transcript is spliced from 6 exons. The annotation marks the transcript as partial. NCBI's taxonomy places the organism in Eukaryota, Evosea, Eumycetozoa, Acytosteliales, Acytosteliaceae. Gene Ontology annotation, cellular component: cytosol; ribonucleoprotein complex; nucleus. The record is from RefSeq and is a predicted model, not a curated record.